Molecule: messenger RNA, 1329 nt
Organism: Neltuma alba
Lineage: Eukaryota; Viridiplantae; Streptophyta; Magnoliopsida; Fabales; Fabaceae
Product: WRKY transcription factor 28-like
Exons: 3
Coding region: 91-1131 (346 amino acids)
Biological process (GO): regulation of DNA-templated transcription
Molecular function (GO): DNA-binding transcription factor activity; sequence-specific DNA binding
Source: RefSeq, a predicted model, not a curated record
GCGAUUAAAAGUCCCUGAACUAGAUAAGAAGACUACCCCCUAGGCUCUCUUGUACUCUCUCACUCUUCUCCUUCCUCCUUCAUCUUCUUCAUGUCUGAUGAACCUAGUAAGGAUCUUUAUUACCGGGAUCUUUACUUAGGCCAUAAUAAUCAGCAGUCCACAGGUGGAUCUGCCAUGUUCUGUGAGAAGAACUUGUCUUGCUUUAAUAUUCCUGUCUCUUCAUCAUCAGGUUUUGAUGAUCCUCCGUACAUGACCUUCACUGAAUGCCUGCAAGGAGGCCUAGACUACAAUUCUCUUGCUACUUCCUUUGGCUUGUCUCCUUCCUCCUCCGAGGUUUUCUCUUCUGUUGAAGGCAGUAAUAUUAUUAAUCAGAAGCCAUCAUCAGAAGCUCCUGGAGAUUUAGGUGGUGGGAGUGAAACGCCGGUGACCCAGAAUUCUUCCGUCUCUAAUUCAUCUUCUUCUGAAGCCGGAGCUGAAGAAGAAGACUCAGGGAAGAGCAAGAAAGAUAGUGAUGAUCAGGUCAAAGCAUCAGAAGAAGAAGGAUCUAGCAAGAAAGGGAACAAAGGCAGGAAGAAAGGAGAGAAGAAGCAGAAGGAGCCCAGGUUUGCGUUCAUGACCAAGAGCGAUGUGGAUCACCUUGAAGAUGGUUAUAGAUGGAGAAAAUAUGGACAGAAAGCAGUCAAGAAUAGCCCUUACCCAAGAAGCUACUACAGGUGCACGACGCAGAAGUGCACAGUGAAGAAACGCGUGGAGAGGUCAUAUCAGGACCCAACCACUGUGAUAACAACGUAUGAGGGUCAGCACAACCAUCCGGUCCCCACAUCGCUGAGAGGAAAUGCGGCCGCAAUGUUCACACCUUCAUCUCUCUUAACACCACACACUCCGUCAUCACUUGCCGCCGCAGCUGCAGCAGCCGCCGCUUCCCACCAUGAUUUCUUCCUUCACAUGCCCCACCAUCACUCGUCAGCUGCCCCUUCCAACGUUUAUUAUAACAACAACAACAGUAAUAUUAUCCACAGUACCAAUGCUUCUUCUUCUUCUCUUCUUCAUCAGCAGCAACUUCCUCCUUAUGACUACGGCCUCCUCCAGGACAUUCUUCCUUCCAUGUUCCUCAAACAAGAUCAUCCCUAGUUAUAUAUAAUCCAUUAUAAGCACCAUCAUCGACUACUGAUCUUUUAUUGUAAAUAUAGGUAUCUUAUACAUCUAGCUAUAUAAUAUAUAUGUAGUUUUUAUAUCUACCUAUAUAUUAUUAGAUAUAUCUGAUUAAGUUCUAACUUAGUCCGACUUCAGAUAUGCUUUCCUUCUUCCGAGGUAAGAAAGUGAUCAUAU